This is a messenger RNA of Linum tenue, 853 nucleotides long. The record is from the annotation of a GenBank genome assembly. Lineage: Eukaryota; Viridiplantae; Streptophyta; Magnoliopsida; Malpighiales; Linaceae.
CUCAUUUCUCACUUCCCCGACCAACAGAGGUUUCCUGUUUCUCCUUCUCUCUGUUUUUCUAGACCUAAAUGUUUGUUCCGAUUCUGAUUCAAAACUCCAGCAAAAUGGAGGACGGUGAAUCGAUGAAUCUCUAAGGCCAAACAUCUGCUCUCCUCCUUUCUACCACCGCUAGUCAGUCUCCUCGCUGAGGCUUCCUUCUGUCUGCGCAUAACCAAAUCAAAGAUGGUGAAUCUCCAACGCUAUCUGUUUCGUCCACUUGCCUCGUCCUUGCGCCGUCGUCCUACCGCCGCUCCCGCAGCCGGCUUUACCGUCGCUUACCUCUGCAAACCUACCUGCUCCAAGAGGCUUCACUUGACAUUGGGAUUCAUAGACACAAUGGUUGGAACAGUCUAUGUUCCCAUGGUGCUUCACAGUUACAUUCUUUCAGUCAUCUUCUCGCUUCUACAGGGAAUACAUUCAUCUGAAGUUUUAGUGGGGCACAACUACGAUCUCAUUUACAAGCCAGACUGGAAGAUAGUGGUCCUGCACAGGGGAGCUAUGGAAGAGGACAACACUAUUAAAAGGAUAAGAAGAGGCCGGUACAUCAGAAAACUGGAGCAGAAGUUGAAAUUGCCUGGCAUUAUUGAAUCGUGGGAGUCAUUAAGCUCGCAUCUAUACUACUUCUGAAAGUGAUGUAUGUGUCCAGUGCUCGUAACAUGGAGAAAGUCGCACAAGAGGGAGUUUGCAGAUCUUGUAUAAUUUUUUAUGAAUAAAACGCCAGAUUUUGGGCCAAUGUGAUGUGACAAUGUUUUGACAACAAUUUCUUUUGAUUGAUGUGAAUUGUUGUUAUUGUAACAAUAUAUUGAUGCAUUAU